This is a messenger RNA of Glycine soja, 4649 nucleotides long. Its product is annotated as TMV resistance protein N-like. Bases 192 to 4508 code for a protein of 1438 amino acids. The record is from RefSeq and is a predicted model, not a curated record. The transcript has 6 exons. NCBI's taxonomy places the organism in Eukaryota, Viridiplantae, Streptophyta, Magnoliopsida, Fabales, Fabaceae. Gene Ontology annotation, molecular function: ADP binding; ATP hydrolysis activity; nucleic acid binding. Gene Ontology annotation, biological process: defense response; signal transduction.
UUUCACUUCUAAGAAAGAGAGACGAAACAGAGAGAGAUUUUCCAUAAAGUUGAUGUGUCCAUUUAAAUGUAAUAAUAUAUAUGUUUGGUACUGAGUGUCAUUAACACUUAUCAGUUUCAUGUUUAUUCAAGUUUGAUUUAAUUUGGAGACCCAACAAGCAGCCACCCAUAUUCAUACUAAGAUUUCAUAUCAUGGCUUGGGGAUCACGUUCCUCUUCCUCUUCCUCCAAUUACCAUGUGUUCCUCAGCUUCAGAGGUGAAGACACACGUCAUGGUUUUACUGGCCAUCUCUACAACACUCUUCAGAGCAAGGGAAUCCACACUUUCAUUGAUGAUGAGAAGCUUCAAAGAGGGGAGCAAAUAACACCAGCACUUAUGAAGGCAAUUGAAGAUUCCAGAGUUGCCAUCACUGUGCUCUCUGAACACUAUGCUUCUUCCUCGUUUUGUUUAGAUGAACUUGCAACCAUCCUUCACUGUGACCAGAGGAAACGGUUGUUGGUUAUACCGAUCUUUUAUAAGGUGGAUCCUUCUGAUGUGAGACACCAGAAAGGUAGUUAUGGAGAAGCAUUGGCAAAGCUUGAGAGGAGGUUCCAGCAUGACCCGGAGAAGUUGCAGAACUGGAAGAUGGCUCUGCAGCGAGUAGCUGACUUGUCUGGCUAUCAUUUCAAAGAAGGAGAAGGAUAUGAAUACAAGUUUAUUGAGAAGAUUGUUGAGGAGGUCUCUAGGGUGAUUAAUCUUUGUCCUUUACAUGUUGCGGAUUACCCAGUUGGACUAAAGUCACGAGUGUUACAUGUAAGGAGACUUUUGCAUGCUGGAUCUGAUCAUGGUGUCCACAUGAUAGGGAUUCAUGGAAUGGGCGGGGUAGGAAAAUCAACACUUGCUCGAGCUGUCUAUAAUGAAUUGAUAAUUGCUGAGAAGUUUGAUGGUUUGUGUUUUCUUGCAAAUGUGAGGGAAAACUCAAACAAACACGGGUUAGAACACCUCCAAGGAAAGCUGCUUUUAGAAAUACUCGGAGAGAAGAGCAUCAGCUUAACAAGUAAGCAACAAGGAAUUUCAAUCAUACAGUCUAGGCUCAAGGGAAAGAAGGUUCUCUUGAUUAUAGAUGAUGUUGACACACACGACCAAUUGCAAGCAAUUGCUGGAAGACCUGAUUGGUUUGGUCGCGGCAGCAAAAUCAUCAUCACAACUCGGGACAAACAAUUGCUAGCAUCUCAUGAAGUUAAUAAAACAUAUGAAAUGAAGGAAUUGGAUGAGAACCAUGCUCUUCAGUUGCUUACAUGGCAAGCUUUUAAAAAAGAAAAAGCUGAUCCAACUUACGUGGAGGUCUUGCAUCGCGUAGUAACUUAUGCUUCUGGUCUUCCAUUGGCGUUGGAAGUAAUAGGUUCCCACUUGGUUGGAAAAAGUAUACAAGAAUGGGAAUCUGCCAUCAAACAAUAUAAAAGAAUUGCCAAGAAGGAAAUUCUAGAUAUACUUAAAGUAAGCUUUGAUGCUUUGGAGGAAGAAGAGAAGAAAGUUUUUCUUGACAUUGCUUGUUGUUUCAAAGGAUGGAAAUUGACAGAGCUUGAACAUGUUUAUGAUGACUGCAUGAAAAAUCAUAUUGGGGUGUUGGUUGAAAAAUCUCUAAUAGAGGUUAGAUGGUGGGAUGAUGCAGUUAACAUGCAUGACUUGAUUCAGGACAUGGGCAGGCGAAUAGACCAACAAGAAUCCUCAAAAGAGCCCAGGAAGCGAAGGAGAUUAUGGUUAACAAAGGAUAUAAUUCAAGUUUUAGAAGAGAACUCGGGAACGAGUGAAAUUGAAAUCAUAUCUCUGGAUUUAUCCUUAUCCGAGAAAGAAACAACAAUAGAAUGGAAUGGAAACGCCUUCAGAAAGAUGAAAAACCUUAAAAUACUUAUUAUUAGAAAUGGUAAAUUUUCCAAAGGUCCCAAUUAUAUUCCAGAAAGUUUAAGAGUACUGGAAUGGCACGGGUAUCCUUCUAGUUGUUUACCAUCUAAUUUUCAUCCGAAGGAACUUGCCAUAUGCAAGUUACCUCAAAGUUGCAUUACGUCAUUUGGGUUCCAAGGCUCAAUGAAGAAGUUCAGGAAUCUAAAGGUUUUGAAUUUUGAACAGUGUGAAUUUUUAACAGAGAUACCUGACGUAUCUGUUCUCCUAAAUUUGGAAGAACUUUCAUUUCAUCGGUGUGGGAAUUUAAUUACAGUCCACGACUCAAUUGGUUUUCUAAAUAAACUUAAAAUAUUGGGUGCUACAAGGUGCAGGAAGCUUACCACAUUUCCACCUCUCAACUUGACCUCUCUUGAAAGACUUGAACUUUCAUGUUGUUCCAGUCUUGAGAAUUUUCCAGAAAUAUUAGGAGAGAUGAAAAACUUAUUGAAGCUUGAAUUGUCUGGCCUUCUUGGUGUAAAAGGAUUGCCAGUUUCAUUUCAAAAUCUUGUUGGACUCCAAAGUUUAGACCUGGAUGAUUGUGAAAAUUUUUUGUUACCAAGUAACAUUAUUGCCAUGAUGCCUAAACUGUCUUCAUUGAAGGCUAUAAGUUGCAAGGGGUUGCAAUGGGUAAAAUCAGAAGAGGGUGAAGAAAACGUGGGCUCAAUAGCAUGUUCAAAUGUUGAUUACAUCAUUGUCGAUUAUUGCAACCUGUAUGAUGAUUUUUUUCCAACAGGUUUCAUGCAGCUUCAUCAUGUGAAAACUUUAAGCCUAAGGGAGAAUAAUUUCACAUUCCUUCCUGAAUGCAUCAGAGAAUUGCAAUUUUUAACAACACUUGAUGUGAAUGGUUGCUAUCAUCUUCAGGAAAUUAGAGGGGUUCCACCAAACUUAAUAGAUUUCUCGGCAAUCGAUUGUAUAUCCUUGUCUUCCUCGAGUACAAGCAUGUUUUUAAAUCAGGAAUUGCAUGAGGCUGGACAAACUAAGUUUGGCUUUCCAGGAGCAACUAUUCCAGAGUGGUUCAAUCACCAAAGUAGGGGAACUUCAAGUUCUUUCUGGUUUCGUAAUGAAUUCCCUGACAAUGUUCUUUGUCUUCUUGUAGCACGUGUGGAACGCAUAGGUGAUAAUGAUAUUCCCAUGCCCGUGGUGUUACUCAAUGGCGAACUUCUUAUUGAUCGUGAUCAUCACGUCCAACUAGGAAAAAAGAAAUGGGAUUAUACAUAUCUAUUUGACCUAAAAUCAGUUUUAGAUGAGCUUGUUGAUCUAUCUGAAGUGGUAUUAGAAAAGGAAUGGAACCAUGUGGAAAUUACAUACGCGGGUCAGAUAGAGACCUCACUGGUUAAAGCAACCGGAAUCCAUGUAUUCAGACAGGAUGAUAUUCGAUAUGAUGAUCCCUAUGGCAAGAGAAAAUUAGAGCAUGAUCUCAGUUCUGAAUCACAACCACUCAAUAAAAAGCCUAGCAUGUUAUCGAGGUUGUUUUGCAGGUUAUCGAGGUGGGUUGGCCCUGAAAGAAUUAUAAAUCUUCUGGGGAAUGCUGCAGAUGGAGCUUUAUUUACUAAUGCCGAGAGGAGAUAUAGCCAUAUUUCUAUGGUCUCUUGUAGGCGAUGCGGCGUGUUGGAGGAGACAUGUCUGCAUGCUCUUCGAGAUUGUCCAGAGGUGGCUGCAUUUUGGAGAAGUGUGUUACCUAAGAAAUUAGCACCAAAGUUUUUUAAUGGUGAUGAUGUGACAGUGUGGCUGGAAACAAAUUUAUCUUUUUCAGAGGCAGCUGUUUUUUGGCCAGCUUUUUUUGGGAUUGCAGUGGAUCUGUUGUGGGAAUCCCGCAACGACCUUGUGUUCUAUCAAAAUGGUCAGACUUGGGCAUAUGUACAUCUUAGGGCUACAGAUAUUGUCUUUAAGCGCUAUAAAGAUUAUAUGAGAGCCCGUGCUUCUCACAAUUUGAUGACGAGGAAUCUCUUGAAGUGGAGGAGGCCUUUGCCCCUUUCACAUGGGCAUUGGUUGUUGAGUCUAAAUGUGAGUGGUGCCUAUGAUCCCUCUUCAGGUACUGCUGCAUGCGGAGGUAUAUUCAGAGACUACCAUGAUAGAUUCGUGCUUGGGUUUUCGGUGAAGCUUGGGGAAUGUUGGUCAAAUGAUGAGGGUGAAAUAUGGGGUAUUUAUCAUGGUAUGAAGAUUGCAAGGAAGUAUGAUAUUUGGGGUUUAUUUCGUGAUAUUCUAAGGCAGCAUAGCGAUAAACAUAAUGUAUUUGACUAUAUUCGAAUAAGUCCUAAGAUUGCAAGGCAGCAUGAAUUUGGUAAAAUUGUAGUGGUAUCGGGCUCUGAGAAAGCUAUUGGGUUUGUGUCAGAUGGAUGCCCUACAUCCACAUCUACAUCUACAUCGAUGCAGCAUUGUUUCCCAUUCUGUGAUGAGUUGAAAGCUCUAACGUCUGCUACAAAUCACUCAUACUUCAUGUACGCACCGGACUCAUACUUGAUGCACACACCGGACGAUCCUGCUGCUUAUUCCUUUGUCAAAUUCGGUUUAUCCAUGAAACAACAGGCUGCGUCAAUUUUUUCGGCUUGUCCCUCCUUUUGCCAACCUUUUGUUAGUGAAUACAUAUAAAUGUUAAAUAAAUAAGUACCUCAAUAGAAUAUUUAUUUCUUACUUUUUUGUUUAGUUUUAGAUUUGUCCUUGCAGGUUCUACUAUAUAAACAAUUGAAUUAUAUUUAUGUAAUUUACUUGCUGUAUAUUUAUUUUACAUUA